UGUCCCGGCGGCACCACAGAAGAAGAAAGCUGCAUUUUGUCCUGGAAGAAAACAUCAGACAGCAGCUGCAGGUGAUGGAGUUCCCCCAGCAUUCUCAGCAGCUGCUGUCAGCUCUGCGUUCCCAGCGCCAGCGGGGCUUCCUCUGUGACUGCACCGUCCUGGUGGGCUCAUCCCGUUUCCUGGCUCACAGAGCUGUUUUGGCCUCUUGCUCACCUUUCUUCCACAUGUUCUACUCAGAUCCUCAAGGCGUCCUUGGUGGAAACAGCAGCAGCAGCUCUGUCACACUCGACAGCGACAUUGUCACGGCUGCUGCAUUUAGCUUGCUCUUGGACUUUGUCUAUGAAGGCGUUCUACAGCUGGGCGAGUCUCCACCAGUGGAGGACAUAUUGGCAGCUGCAAGCUUUCUGCAUAUGAAUGAGGUUGUAAGAGUCUGCAAGAAACGACUGCAGCGACGGGGUCCUCUGGCUGAGGCUGACAGCACUCGCUCUGAAGAAAGCACUGGAGCGAGAAGGGCAAUAGAGACAGGGAGGGAGGGUGGGGGGGACGGUGGAGCUGAGCCAGUGGUGGCCAUGGCAGGACAUCUCUUGGAUCCAGUCGCCAUGGCAGCACCAUACUUACCAGUGUGUAUAAUGACAGAGAGGCGUCAAUCUGUAAAGUCUGAGAGUAGGACUGGGGCGGGGUCUUCAGAAGCACGAGUUCAGACUCCUCUGAGCCCUGACAUCGCUGAUACCACACAGCCAGGCAUGGAUGCAUCUCCUCUGGCCCCCACCAGAGAACUGAUUCAGGGCCUCAUAACAGGCCGGUCUGCCCAGGGAGGUCACUCCAGGUCGGGGUCCGGAGGUCAUGGUGACGGGUCUGCACUCUGCAGCCCUUGCAGCACCACUGAGACAUACAGCAACAGCAAUAACCAGCAGCCCUCCUCAUCUUCUUCCUCCGUGGUGCCAGUGAGCCAGGCUAGCAGUCGGUCAGUGGUUGCUUAUUCCCAGUCAGGACCCGGUUUCUCCACCAGCCUCCUACAGGACGAUCACCGACUGGCAUGUGAUGUCUCUGUAAGGAAACCCUCAGAGGCUGACUACAGGGGUACAUCAGGCAGAGGACAACAGAUGGUCAAUUUAAUCCAAACAUCAGCCCUAACGGCACGCAACCCAACACACUCGCCAACACAGCGUACACUCCCCCAAAUUCGAAUCCAGAACACUAUGUCGCUUCAACGCCAAAGCUCGGACUUCCACCUGGCUACUCGGACACAAACCCUUAGAGGAUCUGAGGGGAAUAUGGGAGCUUCACCCACCACUACAAAUGAAAGGUCUCACCCUCUUAUGGGCAGAAUGAGGACAGACAACAAUGAUGGAGAGAAUGUGAACAUAAAAGUGGAGGCCAUUGUUAUAUCUGAUGAAGAGUUAGAGGAGGGAGCGGAACCAGUUAUGGAAGUAGACGAUGAGUAUGAGGAAGAAGAGGAGCUGCACAGCCCUCAGUUUCUCUCCUCCCAUCCACAGGGUCUCUCACAAAUGGCUUCUCAUUCAAAUGACUACUCCUUUCCCCUCUCUCCCUCCUCUUCCUCCUCUGGUGCCGGCCCUUCCUCACAGGACACUUCCUCCUUCCCCUUGGUUCCUCCAUCCACAGCCCAGCAGCAUUCGGAGCAUCCUGCCUACUUCCAGGACUUCCAGGACACUAUGGGAAACUUUGUGGAGGACGUCCCCACAUGUGGAGUGUGUGGAAAGACGUUCUCAUGUACAUACACAUUAAGGCGCCACGCCAUUGUGCACACACGCGAGCGUCCUUAUGAGUGUCGCUACUGCUACCGGAGCUACACACAAUCAGGGGACCUGUACAGACACAUACGCAAAGCUCACGACAACUCACUGCCAGCCAAACGCAGCAAGGCCGACAUGGACCCCUCCCUGCCACCACAACCACCACAACCACCACUACCACCACAACCACCACUACCACCACCUCUUAGUUAACACACACACACACACACCUUAUUAUAUUUCUAUACUCAUGCACACAUACCUUAAAGGUGGGGUAGGUCAUUUUGGAGAAACCAGCUCGAGUGCGCUAGAAUUUCAAAAUACACAACCGGAAA
This is a messenger RNA of Trematomus bernacchii (emerald rockcod), 2089 nucleotides long. It is a transcript of the gene zbtb3, whose product is annotated as zinc finger and BTB domain containing 3. The transcript is spliced from 3 exons. Gene Ontology annotation, biological process: regulation of transcription by RNA polymerase II. The record is from RefSeq and is a predicted model, not a curated record. NCBI's taxonomy places the organism in Eukaryota, Metazoa, Chordata, Actinopteri, Perciformes, Nototheniidae. Gene Ontology annotation, cellular component: nucleus. Gene Ontology annotation, molecular function: DNA-binding transcription factor activity, RNA polymerase II-specific; RNA polymerase II cis-regulatory region sequence-specific DNA binding; protein binding. The coding region runs from base 75 to 1967 and encodes 630 amino acids.